Molecule: messenger RNA, 1119 nt
Organism: Aspergillus aculeatinus CBS 121060
Lineage: Eukaryota; Fungi; Ascomycota; Eurotiomycetes; Eurotiales; Aspergillaceae
Exons: 4
Coding region: 1-1119 (372 amino acids)
Source: RefSeq, a predicted model, not a curated record
AUGGUCUGGAUCUAUGGGGCAGGGGACUCAUUCGGGCAGAUCUACGACUCAGCCUACAACCUGACAGGUCUCGUGACCGGCGCUGACCAGAAGGGCUUCGCUAUCAUCUACGUUGCCAUGAAUUACUGCGUCGGUAUCUUCGGGCUUGCUGCCUCUCCCGCGCUCGCGGCCAGCGACUUCCUGAGUUGUUGGGCCAGCGACUGGUCCUCGACUGGGUGCAGAAGCACAUCACCGGGCUCAGCGGCGACCCGGCCCAAGUCACCAUUGUCGGCGAGAGCGACGGCGCAACCGGAGUCGGUCUUCAGAUCACGGCAUACAGCGGUCGUGCAACGAAAGCACCCUUCCAUCGCGCAGAUGACCGCGUGGCACGCCAGCGUGCCCAGCACCGCGACUUAUCUGUUCGCCCUCAACCAAACGGUCUUCCGAUCCUGGUACGUGGCCGCCAAUAGCUCCUAUAUCGGGGUCUCGCACUUCAGCGACAUUCCCUACGUCUUCAACCAGGCGCAGAGCGAUACACCCCCAUUUGGGUCUCCGUCGCGCGGCAAUGGCACGAUUGCUGCGUGGACGGGCUUCACCAAUGCUGCCUUUUCUUCGUCCGCGCGUCCACACCAUGAGUCAAGCCGGACCGAGCAGUACCUCAUUCAGAUUAUCGGUGGUCCGGACAGUGGAGUUCGAGAAAUCGGGCAGAAUGUCAUCCGGGGCGGGUACGAGGACCUGGCCGCUCGGUGUGCGUUUUGGACUUCUCGCGAGGUAGUCGAGGCAUUGAUGUGGCCCGUCUUCUACGAGGUCGAUGUGCACCGUCUCCCUCUUCAUCAAGGAGUCCAGGACCCUACAGAGCCCCUGGAUUGCACAACGGUCUACCGCCAGCUACCGUGCGAGCACAGCUUCCAUCAGCCGUGCAUCGACGCCUGGCUCUGCAACCACGACACCAGCUGUCCGCUCUGUCGGGCCCAGUCCUACCAUCUUCGACGGCGGAUCCAGCCCGCCCACCCUGCAGUACAGCAGCAAGUCCUCCCUCCGACCCCGCGGCCAGCGUCCUUCCGCUCGUGGUGUAAACGGGCCUUCAAACGAGCCGGUGCAGCGGAGCAACCACCCGGUAUCGCGCCGCCGCUCAUGUAA